CUUAAGAAAAGACAAGAUUCCUGAUCGCUGUAUAAUAAAGCUUUACUUCUGAAUCCAAGCAGCCCUUGGAACAAAACUCAAAACCCGGAUAUAAUCAUAAUAUAUAGACAAUGACAGAGUCUCAGAUGAGCACAUAUCGCAUGGUUAGCACACUAAAUAGCCAAGGAAGUUUUCGCAGAAUGGACAGUUCCCAGCAAAUUUCACAUAGUGGGCACACUUCCCCGGAACUGUCACUAUGUCUGUGCGAAUUUCCGUACAGUGGUCACAAGGCCCAUGGGAAUUUGCCCAGAGUGACCACAAGGUCCCUUGGAAUUCUUCCCAGAGUGACCACAAGGCCCCUAGGAAUUCUUCCCAGAGUGACCACAAGGUCCCUAGGAAUUCAUCCCAGAGUAACCACAAGGUCUCUAGGAAUUCUUCUCAGAGUGACCACAAGGUCCCUAGGAAUUCUUCUCAGGGUAACCACAAGGCCCCUUGGAAUUCUUCCUUGAGUGACCACAAGGCCCCUAGGAAUUCUUCCCAGGGUAACCACAAGGUCCCUAGGAAUUCAUCCCAGAGUAACCACAAGGUCCCUAGGAAUUCUUCCCAGAGUGACCACAAGGUCUCUAGGAAUUCUUCCCUGAGUGACCACAAGGUCCCUAGGAAUUCUUCCCAGAGUGACCACAAGGUCCCUAGGAAUUCUUCCAAGAGUGACCACAAGGUCCCUAGGAAUUCUUCCCAGAGUAACCACAAGGUCCCUAGGAAUUCUUCCCAGAGUGACCACAAGGUCUCUAGGAAUUCUUCCAAGAGUGACCACAAGGUCCCUAAGAAUUCUUCCAAGAGUGACCACAAGGUCCCUAGGAAUUCUUCCAAGAGUGACCACAAGGUCCCUAGGAAUUCUUCCCAAAGUGACAAGGUUCCCAGGAAUUCUUCCCAGUGUGACCACAAGGUCCCUAGGAAUUCUUCCCAGAGUGACAAGGUCCCUAGGAAUUCUUCCCAGUGA
Messenger RNA from Liolophura sinensis, 979 nucleotides. RefSeq lists its product as uncharacterized. The transcript has a single exon. Lineage: Eukaryota; Metazoa; Mollusca; Polyplacophora; Chitonida; Chitonidae. The record is from RefSeq and is a predicted model, not a curated record. Bases 236 to 979 code for a protein of 247 amino acids.